Molecule: messenger RNA, 1105 nt
Organism: Porites lobata
Lineage: Eukaryota; Metazoa; Cnidaria; Anthozoa; Scleractinia; Poritidae
Source: the annotation of a GenBank genome assembly
AUGCAGGUCGCUAUUGUAAUCACCGAUGGGGAGCAAACAACGACCGGUGGAUUUACACCAUUGGACGAAGCAUCCAAAGACAUCAAAGACAAAGGAGUUGUAGUGUACUCUUUGGGUGUAGGGAGUGGCGUCAACUCAGAACAAUUACGGCAGAUUGCUAGUUCUGAUGACAACGUGUUUACGUCUACUGGCUUUGAGGAACUGAUUAAUGUGGUGAAGCCUAUUGUAGAGAAAUCUUGUCCGAUCAAACCAACACCAACGCCUACUCCGAGUAAGAAAUAAGACCCUGUUCGAUUUUGCUAUGCAUAUUUAAGCAAUGGCUGUACUGUUGGUUUGCAACCAGGUUUCAAUGUGGCCAUGUUGUUCGACGAAAAAAUACAGCCUUUUUUUGGCAGAUAUUUACAUAAAGACGGAAUUCAGGUCCCAGCUUCAGCUUGUUCUGGGCGGACAACAUGGUCGCCGUGAAGUCAAUAUAUUUGAGGGGGAGAGAUCCUCUACGAUAAGAGUUUCCAAAGAGCUGUGCGAAGAUGUCGUUGUUACUAUAACUUAGGUGGAUAGUGCAAUCCCUUAGAGAGGUCGUUUCCGAUGUCUGUCUUGUCAAAUUCUCUUGUGUUAUUCGUAAUAUAUACAAAUUCAUUUAAUUGAUGAAGUUUGUUGUAUAGGAUACGUUAUAAAGCUGGAUUGGUAGGAUGACUCGCUGUCUGGUUUUGUAAGGUGUGAACGAGUUUUCUCUUACACUUUUGCCUAAUGUACAGGUGCAGUAUGCCCCAUCCCUAUGGAGACCACCUUCAUUAUCGACUCAUCUGUAUGUGGGAGCGACAGUGACUGGAAUCGCUUAUUGUACUUUGUGCAAACAUUGGUCAGCUUCUUCAAUGUGUCUCCUAGUCCAUCUGGAGGACGUAUUGCUCUCAUUCCAUACGCUACUGACGCUAGCGUUGCUCUAAAAUUCAACACAUUGACUGGAAGCCGACUCAGUGAAGCAGAGGUCAAUAGACAAAUUGGUCUGCUUAAAUGUCAGGGUGGGUUUAGACGAAUUGAUAAAGCAUUGGACCUGGCGGACAAGGAAGUGCUGACUCCCGCCGGUGGAGUGCGAGAUAUCUCAAAG